AUGGAUCUGCCGGUGAACCUCACCUACUUCAUCCUCUCCACCCCCGCCCCCCUGGAGACCAACCGCAGCUUCGACGCAGAAGACCCGCGCCCCAGCCUGCCCCUCCUCUCCGUCUUCGGCGUGCUUGUUCUCACCCUGCUGGGCUUCCUGGUGGCAGCGACGUUCGCCUGGAACCUGCUGGUGCUGGCGACCAUCCUCCGCGUGCGCACGUUCCAUCGUGUUCCACACAACCUGGUGGCAUCCAUGGCCAUCUCGGACGUGCUGGUGGCUGCUCUGGUCAUGCCGCUGAGCCUGGUGCACGAGCUGUCCGGGCGCCGCUGGCAGCUGGGCCGGCGGCUGUGCCAGCUUUGGAUCGCAUGCGACGUGCUCUGCUGCACGGCCAGCAUCUGGAAUGUGACGGCCAUCGCGCUGGACCGCUACUGGUCCAUCACCCGUCACCUGGAAUACACGCUGCGCGCCCGCAAGCGCAUCUCCAACGUAAUGAUCACGCUCACCUGGGCGCUCUCCGCUGUCAUCUCCCUGGCCCCGCUGCUCUUCGGCUGGGGGGAGACCUACUCUGAGGGCAGCGAGGAGUGCCAGGUGAGCCGCGAGCCCUCCUACACCGUGUUCUCCACCGUGGGCGCCUUCUACCUGCCGCUCUGCGUGGUGCUCUUCGUGUACUGGAAGAUCUACAAGGCGGCCAAGGUCCGCGUGGGCCCCCGGAAGGCCAAGAGCGUCUCCCCCGUAUCCGAAGCUGUGGAGGUGAAGACCUCCGCUCGGCAACCCGAGAUGGUGUUCACCGUCCGCCACGCCACCGUCACCUUCCAGACAGAAGGGGACACAUGGCGAGAACAGAAGGAGCAGAGAGCCGCCCUAAUGGUGGGUAUCCUCAUUGGGGUGUUUGUGCUCUGCUGGAUCCCCUUCUUCACCACGGAGCUCAUCAGCCCCCUGUGCUCCUGUGACAUCCCCGCCACCUGGAAGAGUGUCUUCCUGUGGCUCGGCUACUCUAACUCUUUCUUCAACCCCCUGAUCUACACGGCCUUCAACAAGAACUACAACAGCGCCUUCAAGAACUUCUUCUCCAGGCACCAGUGA
This is a messenger RNA of Balaenoptera ricei (Rice's whale), 1074 nucleotides long. RefSeq names its product 5-hydroxytryptamine receptor 5A (gene HTR5A). Lineage: Eukaryota; Metazoa; Chordata; Mammalia; Artiodactyla; Balaenopteridae. Gene Ontology annotation, molecular function: G protein-coupled serotonin receptor activity; neurotransmitter receptor activity. The transcript is spliced from 2 exons. The record is from RefSeq and is a predicted model, not a curated record. Gene Ontology annotation, cellular component: dendrite; plasma membrane. Bases 1 to 1074 code for a protein of 357 amino acids. Gene Ontology annotation, biological process: G protein-coupled receptor signaling pathway, coupled to cyclic nucleotide second messenger; chemical synaptic transmission.